CGAGGGUUUGCUCGACAAGGGAUCCCGUCUAUCUCAGACCUGGAACUAUCACUCAGUCUGCCCAAAUAAACUAGCUGCAAGAUGUCGGCAUCAAAAUCAUCCGGGCAGCUUCUGGACCACCUUCAAGCGCUCCUCGGACAAUCGAGGCGUCAUGCCUCAGAGAGCGUAUGGACGGACCUUCUGGAUACCUGGCAAGCGACCGGGAUCCCCGUCAGGGUAGUAAAGGAAGAACCUCAGAUCGAAGUACCCGUGGGGAUCCCCUUGCCGACGUUGCUGGAUUAUUACAACCCGCCAGCGCUCGGAGCGAGGUUGGAUGAUCCUACGAACCACGCGAUCUCGUUCAGACCAUCUGGGUCGGGAGCCGGGGGGUACGGAGAUUAUGCCGAGGAUCAGGUCUCGAACGAACAGGAUUCUGAUGCUGCAGAGUUGACUGAGAGGUUACAAAACCAUAUCGCAAGCGAGACAUCCUUUAGGUCACUCCUCGACCUCCUCAGCUCGAGCAGCACCCCAGAAGAGCUCCAGGAUGACGUGAUGGGUGUUUUAGGCUGGGAACCCGCCAGCUUCGACCUCGUCACCGAACUCUUUGCCCCAGGGAUGAGAGAAGGCGUCUUGCGUCAUGGCCGUGGGAACACCCUCCGUGCCGAAGCAGGUGUCUUCAUUCCCAACUCCCGCGCCCCGGUAGACCCUGCUGCAGGAUCAAAUCGGAAUGCGAACGUACCGAGGAAUCAUACCGAGGGACUAUCUUUCAUCGAAGCUCAGCUGGAACAGAACGCCAACAGGCCGUUGAUUAGUGGGACCUCGGCCGCGAUACCCGAGGCGAUACAGUACCCGCAUGUGUAUACUUCGACGUCGAGCACCGCGGUAACGAGUUAUGGAGGGAGGUUGGCUCUGCCCAUGGGAACUAUUCGGAAAGAAAAAGAGCACGCUGAAGAAGUGGUCAUUCCGCCCGCCAACCCCGUCCCACCUAAAGUCUCUGAAAGGCUCAUCCCUGUCAAUGAGCUUGGACCUAUGGCAGCCGGCUGCUUCCCCGGUUAUCAAACCCUCAACAGGAUCCAGUCCAUCGUGCAACCGGUAGCGAUGACGACCAACGAAAACAUGCUCAUCUGUGCACCCACAGGAGCGGGGAAAACGGAUGUGGCCGUCAUGUCCAUCCUCCGGGUUCUCAGUCAGAACGUCCGACAGCCAGAGAAACUCCCCUACGGACCGAAUUCGAUCCUGAAGGACGAUUUCAAGAUCAUCUACGUCGCGCCUAUGAAAGCGCUGGCAGCGGAGAUCACGAGGAAGAUCGGAAAACGUCUGGCUUGGUUGGGAAUUCAAGUGAGGGAGUUGACGGGUGAUAUGCAGUUGACGAGAAAGGAGAUUGGUGAGACGCAGAUUAUCGUGACGACACCGGAAAAGUGGGACGUCGUCACGCGGAAACCUACGGGAGAGGGAGAAUUGGCUUCGAAAGUGAAAUUGUUGAUCAUCGACGAGGUUCAUCUGCUAAACGAAGACCGAGGAGCCGUGAUCGAGACGAUCGUUGCCAGGACUUUGCGUUUAGUCGAAUCCAGCCAGUCUCUCAUCCGUAUCGUUGGAUUGUCGGCCACUUUACCCAACUAUAUCGAUGUCAGCGACUUCCUGAGAGUCAACCGAUAUCAGGGUUUGUUCUUCUUCGAUUCCUCUUUCCGUCCUGUACCGCUGGAACAACACUUUAUCGGUGUACGAGGAAAGGUUCGAAGUGAGACUUCCAAGCGUAAUAUGGAUCAGGCCGUAUUCGACAAGGUUGUAGAGAAUCUUGCCCAGGGCCACCAAGUCAUGGUUUUCGUGCAUGCAAGAAAGGAGACCGUAAAGACGGCGGAGCGCCUCAAAGAGAUGGCUCAGAUGGAGGGCAACCCCGAAGACUUUGAUCCGAGGGCUCAUCCGCAAUUCGACUUUUUCCGACGCGAGGUGGGGUUGUCGCGCAAUAAGGAGAUGAAACAGCUAUUCGAUUACGGAUUCGGUAUCCAUCACGCUGGUAUGCUGCGAAGCGACCGGAACAUGAUGGAAAGGAUGUUUGAAGCGAACUGCAUCAAGGUCUUGUGCUGUACAUCCACCUUGGCAUGGGGAGUGAACUUGCCUGCUCAUGCGGUUGUCAUAAAGGGUACCCAAGUGUAUGAUGCCGGGAAGGGUAGCUUUGUCGACCUAUCCAUCCUGGACGUACUGCAGAUCUUCGGUCGAGCUGGACGUCCGGGUUACGAAACAAGUGGUGUGGGAUAUAUCUGUACAACACAAGAUAAGCUGGAUCACUACCUGGACGCCGUCUUGUCACAACAUCCCAUUGAGUCCAGACUGGUACCGGGCAUGGUCGACGCGAUGAACGCCGAAGUAUCGCUCGGAACUAUCUCCACCGUGUCCGAAGCGAUCGAAUGGCUGGGUUACACAUAUCUUUUCGUGAGGAUGAAGCGCAAUCCAUUCAAUUACGGUAUGGCACACGACGAAGCAGUGGAAGAUCCCCAACUCGGGAGCAAGCGACAAGGCUUGACGCGGACGGCUGGCAGGCGUCUCGCCGAAAUUGGGAUGAUCCGCUUUGACGAGGUGGAGAACAGUCUCACAAUCACUGAUCUGGGCCGGAUCGCUGCCAAAUACUACCUGAAGCACGAGACUGUGGAGAUUUUCAACCAACAUUUCAAAGCUAGGAUGACGGAAGCCGACACCUUGGCUCUGUUGAGUAUGAGUACCGAGUUUCACCAAUUGCAAGUCAGGGAGAACGAGGUACCAGAGCUACAAGCCCUGAUGAAGGAUGUCAUUCCUUGUCAGGUCAAGGGUGGUACCGAUACCUCGCAGGGAAAGGUCAACAUCCUUCUUCAGGCCUACAUCUGCCGAGCCCACAUAGAAGAUUUUGCAUUGGUCUCGGACACCGCCUACGUCGCACAGAACGCCGGUCGUAUCAUCAGGGCAUUGCUUGAAAUAGCUCUCAGUCGAAAAUGGGGUAAUGCUGCUUCGGUCCUUGCUUCGAUGAGCAAGUCGAUCGAGAAGCAGAUGUGGUCGUACCAGAACCCCCUGCGACAAAGCAAGCUGCAAUACAUGGUAUUGCACAACCUGGAAACCCAUGCGGAUGACUACGCUCCUGCUGAACUCUGCGAAAUGACGCCGACGCAAGCGGGCGAACUGAUUAAGAUGAACGACAAGCAUGGCGCUGCUAUCGUAGCCGUCGCCAAGCAAUUCCCGGCCAUCGGCGUGACAUAUGAUCUUCGACCUCUCAGUCACGACCUACUUCAGAUCAGCCUACAUCUGAGCAGGAACUUCCAGUGGAGCCAGACUCUUCACGGCUUUAGCGAGCCUUUCUGGGUUUGGAUCGAGGACAGCUCGACAUCCGCCAUUUUCCAGUAUCAGAACGUCCUAUUCAAACCGAGCACCACGCUCGUCAAUAUGGAGUUUGUCGUUCCCAUCAGGACGACCAACCCGCCUGCAUACGUCGUCCGAGUGAUAUCGGAUCGCUGGGUGGGCAGCGAAGAAGAGGUCGAAAUCUCGCUGGCUGAACUUGCCAUGCCAGCGGAACCUGAACCUCCCACCCCCUUGUUAAGCGUACCAUAUCUCAGCCUGGCCAAGGUUUUGAAACCGCUCGACUUCGGAACCGGCUAUGCCGAUCGUUUCUCGAGCUACAAUAACAUCCAGUCGCAAGUCUUUUGGCCAUUAUUCAACACGGAUGAGAGUGUUUUGCUAGCGGCACCGAACGGGAGCGGGAAAUCAACCAUCGGCGAUGUGGCUACCUGGCGAACACUGCAAAAGAAGCGAAACUCGCGGGUCAUCUACCUCUCGCCCAACCGACAUUUCGCUGCUGACAUGAUGUCCCGUCUCAAAGAAUUGGCCUUGUCAGGUACACAUCUGCAGAUUCGUCGUCUCGACUCGAUGGCCAACUUUGAGCACCACAAGCACAAUGCGCCGUGCAUCGGGGUGGCAACUCCUAUUGACCUGUUGGUCCACCUCGGUGGCGAUCCCGACUUUCUACAUGACCUAGACUUGAUCGUCAUGGACGACCUUCACUUGCUGGACGAGGCCUACGAGAUGGUCAUCCUGAGGGUCCUCCUCUUGAUCAGCUAUAGCACGACCCGGGUUGUCGGCCUCUCAUCAUCGUUGCAAGACGCCCACAGCCUGGCCGACUGGCUACAAAUCCCAUCGACGGGGAUCUACACGUUCCGACCGACCGAUCGGGCCAUCCCGCUUAUCAACCAUAUCCAACCGUACUCGAUCCCGCACUCGGCCAUCCUGCUCAAGACCAUGGUCAAGCCUGUCUACGCUGCUGUCAAGGCCGGCUUACCCCGGACGACCGUCAUCUUUGUGCCCUCGAGGUCGGUGUGCAAGACGGUAGCCAACGACUUGGUCACUCAAUCAGGGAUGAUGCUGGAUAUCAAUGGGUUCCUCGCAGCCCCACGCCAAGACAUCGAGCGCAACGUGCAGAAGAUGAAGGAUUCGACGCUGGUCGAACCCCUUUUGCACGGGAUUGGUGUUUACCACGAAGGAAUGCACUACCAGGAUUUGACGAUCACCCUGUCACUCUUUGCGGCCGAGGUCGUCCGGGUCCUCAUCGUUCCUCGAGAAUCGUGCUGGACUCUACCUGUACACGCAGGGAACGUCAUCGUCAUGGGCGCCCAAUACCUGGAGCUCGAGACCUCGUUGAUCCCCGGAGAACCUCCCGAACGAAGAUUGAGAAACUAUACCUUGAACGAGCUGAUCAGGAUGCAAGGAUUCGCCAGUUGGCCCACAUUCUCGGGAUCUUUGGCCGUCACUAGCAACGGCAACGGCUCAUCAACGACAGAAGGCGGAGCCCGGUUCACCUUGAUGUGCCAGUCCGAGCAGAAGGACACGUAUCAAAGAUUUUUGGACGAAGGACUUCCUCUCGAAUCCCGACUCCCCUCUUUGCUCCUGCAUACCGCUGACAGACAACUCCAAGCCACGCUGAGCGAAAUGUUGGGCGACGAGCCUAAGAAACAAGACCUCAUGGACUUGGUCGCGUGGUCUUACCUCUGGAUCCGAAUGAGGCGAAACCCGAACUAUUACGACAUCUUGGACGAAGACUUGGCGAGGAGGAGCCUGAGUCGGAUGGUAGAUGGGUACUUUGACGAGGUCUACAAGCGACGGAAGAGGGCGCAGGGGAGGAAAGGGUUGAUCGAUCAUCUGCCUGUUGUGGGUGGGGAGGCAAAAGUGAACGGCAAGGGAGGGGCCAAGGGGGCGAGCAAGGGAAAAGGACAAGCGCUACAAGAGACGACUGACGAAGACAAUGAGGUUUCAAAGGUCAUUGGGGUUGAUGAUGAAGGGACCAAUCAGGCUCGGGACAACGACCAAAACGACGAGACGGACGGAGAGGAUGCAGACCUCGAGGAUAACGUCAGAACGAUCAAGACGGGUGAUGGGGCAGAUGAUUCGGACGGAGAUGAAGCUGGUGACGAGAUGACCGAGAAAGAGUGAUCGAGCUUGGAAACGAUCUUUGCGACGAUAAAAUGAUGAUCAUGCGGUGAUUACCGUUUAAAAAUGGAACCACUGUAUUCCAUUGUAUAGAAUGGUGGCGAUGUGUCGGCAGGACCCGUCAAUCCUCAAACAGAUGAACAUCCACCUUGAUCCUCCAACUUUGGACAAUCCAGGCAAGGGGGCGCUUUCUGAGCCCAGAUCAAGUUCAGAACAGCCGGAUCAUCCUCUUGAUUCAGGUCAAUAAAAUUCAUCGCGCCCGUCAAACUCAAUCUAGCACGCUAGCACUGUCACUCGCACACCAGAUUGAGAGUCCGUCCAGCGAUUAGCAAUCGUUGAGCGCGACAGAUCGAUAGAUGAACAUGCACGUAGAUGC
Messenger RNA from Filobasidium floriforme, 5797 nucleotides. RefSeq names its product putative RNA helicase. The record is from RefSeq and is a predicted model, not a curated record. The transcript has 18 exons. Bases 82 to 5424 code for a protein of 1780 amino acids. Gene Ontology annotation, molecular function: ATP hydrolysis activity; nucleic acid binding; ATP binding. NCBI's taxonomy places the organism in Eukaryota, Fungi, Basidiomycota, Tremellomycetes, Filobasidiales, Filobasidiaceae.